CUCUUCCUAGACCUAGGGAGAAUUAGCGGUCCAUUCCAAGUGAAGGAGAUAAGUUCGCGGUCCACCCAGAAGGACUCCUCUUUUUAGUCGGUCCAUUGUUCAAAAAAAAAGAGAGUGAAAGGAGGACCGAUCUUCCACAGAGGACCGCAUUUAUCAGCCGGUCAUACAGGAGGACCGAUUUCUUGCUCAGGGGCCGCUAUCUCCCGUUGGUCCGCCUUUUUCAUCAAGUAAAGGUUUCCAACUGUUACUAUGGGCAAAAAUCGGUCCAAGAGGAACAAAAUUGCUGCUAAAGCGCGAACCAACUUGGAAGGGAAAGAGAAGCUUUCAUCUGGGGAUCUCAGACACCAAAUAACUCUCUCCCAAUCCAGGCGUGAAACACAAGACAAAUCUGGUGAACGCAGUUUCCACUCUAAAGCCCCUAAGAGUUCUCAUCCAAAGGAUUCCCAGGCAGCAGCAGAAAAAUUCGACGCCAACUCCCCCAUAGUUCGAAAGUUGAUCGGGUGGCUCAACAAGGAAGGAGAGGCCCGGUCCCAAGGGACCGGGAGAGAAACAGGUCAAGGAGAGGAUGAGGAGGUGGAAAGUCAAGGGCGCAUAUCAGUACAUAAGAGGAUGCGCAAAAAUGCGUCCCAAAGGUUAGGACCCAGGACUGAGGAAUCUGGAGAAAAUUCUGGGGGGCACGGCAAUGAAGAUGCCGGAGACAUCCUCAAAUUGAGAAAAGAAAUGGAGGAACUAAAGAGGCAGGUUGACAAGGACGGGUCUUUCGGGCCCACAGUAGAGAUAAUUUCUCCCUUUACUGCCAGAGUGAUGAAAGCUCAACUGCCCAGGGGUAUGAAAGCCCCUGAAAUCCGUUAUAAGGGAGUCACCGAUCCCAAUGAUCACUUGGCUGCGUACCAAACUCACAUGUUGAUGCACGCCGUGGAGGACGAGAUCCAAUGUCGCCUCUUCCACAUUCGCCUUAAAUCCGAUUCAAAAUUGGCCAUCGGGCAGCUAAAAGGAGAAAUGGAGGCCAAGGAAGGAAGGUUGAAGAAGUACAGGGACUGCGCCAAGACUCUACUUGGACAAUUUGAGUCUUAUGAGCUCAUAUAUGUUCCAAGAGAAGAGAAUGAAGAGGCGGAUAUGCUUGCUAAAUUAUGUAGGACCAUUCCCAUCCACAUGGAGGGUAUGGUAAGGCAGCACGAGAGGAUCUGUCCUGUUUGGGAAGAGGCGGUCCCUGUCCUCGAGAUAUCCGGUCCAGGUACAACUUGGAUGAGCCCCCUGAUCACGUACCUUGAAAAGGGAGAGCUCCCUGUUGACCCCAAGGAGGCCCGCAGAGUUCAAUUAAUGGCUCCCAAAUAUCAACUGGAUGGGGAAAAAUUGUAUAAAAGGACCUUGGGAGGGCCGAUGCUCAAAUGCUUGAGUGAGAGAGAAGCAAGAAGAAUAUUGGAAGAAGUACACCAAGGAGUCUGUUCUGCCCAUCAAGGUGCCCUUACUCUAGCGAGAAAGGUGAUACUCCAGGGAUUCUAUUGGCCCACCUUGAAGAAGGAUGCGCUGGAGUUGGUGAGGAAAUGCCCAACUUGCCAAACAUUUGCACCAAUCCUUGGGCGCCCAUCCACCUUUUACACCCCUGUCACUACAGCCAUUCCUUUUGCUAGAUGGGGGUUGGACUUGGUGGGUCCUUUCGUCCAAGGGGCUGGAAGGAAGAAAUUUGCCAUUGUGGCAAUAGAUUACUUCACCAAGUGGGUCGAAGCAGAGGCCCUUGUGAAGAUCACGAAGGAGAAUUGCCGGGAGACUCCCUUUGCCUUGGCUUAUGGCUUUGAGGCAAAGGUACCUACGGAGGUCUUGGUCCCUAGCACAAGGGUGGAAGCAUACACUCCAAGCCUCAAUGAGGAAUUGAUGGAAGUGGACUCCCAUUUCAUUCAAGAAAGGAGGGACGACGCGGCAAUAAAGGCGGAGGAGUACCAACGGCAAUCCAAGAGGUAUCAUGACAAAAAAACUAUACUUCGGACGUUUGAAGUAGGGGAUUGGGUCCUACGUAAAAGGGAGAAAAGUCAGCCCACUAAAGGAGGAAAAUUAGCCCAGAAUUGGGAAGGACCGUACCGUGUGGAGAAGGUGGUGCGUACAGGCACCUAUCAGUUGGCUACAUCGGAAGGGAAGGCAUUGGACAAUUACUAGAAUGUGGAGCAUCUCAAAAAAUUCUACCAGUAAAAGCUACAUGUUCAA
Messenger RNA from Cuscuta campestris, 2199 nucleotides. NCBI's taxonomy places the organism in Eukaryota, Viridiplantae, Streptophyta, Magnoliopsida, Solanales, Convolvulaceae. The record is from the annotation of a GenBank genome assembly.